UUCAAGAAAUGAUGGACUUCGACCCAAGUAAUAUGAAUAAUGAAGAAUUCAAUCCACUGGUAUAUAUUCAUAAAUACGUUAGAAAUUGUCCCUUACAGCAGGUACUGACAAAAAAGAAUAAUCUUGAUAAGGAAAUUCAAUCGUUGGACGCGGACAUAAAAGGACUUCUUUACGACAACUACGCUAAAAUAUUCUCUGCCUCGAAUGUUAUUACCAGAAUGACGAAGAAAAUGGAUGAAAUGGCCACGGAUAUUCAAAUUUUGGAAUCCAAUGUAACCACCUUGAAAGACACCAGUGAGAAUAUUUUGUUGUCUUUACAGGCAUCCAAACAGAAACUUCGCGUACUCAUCAAGCGCAAAAACAAUUUCGCAAAACUAGAAGCGUUGGAGAAUCUUGUGCCUUCGUUGGAAAAACUAAUCAAAGCAGGUGAAUAUAGCGAAGUUGUGAGGCAAUACUUAAAAGUAGAGAAGGCCUUAGAGGAAUAUCAGUCUCUUCCAAGUAUUGCAAGUAUAAAAGACAAAACGGGAAGAGUCAUUGACAAAUUGAAAACAAAAAUACUUGACGAACUGGGUGGGGAUAUUUAUUGCUGGAAAGACAUUUCGGCUCGAAUUGAAUUAAUUUUGAUUUUGGGGGAAGACAAAAGCGUCACCUUCGAAGCAUUUCUCAAGAAAGAUUGGAUUUGA
Molecule: messenger RNA, 683 nt
Organism: Parasteatoda tepidariorum (common house spider)
Lineage: Eukaryota; Metazoa; Arthropoda; Arachnida; Araneae; Theridiidae
Product: vacuolar protein sorting-associated protein 51 homolog
Source: RefSeq, a predicted model, not a curated record